GAGUAAUUGAGCAAGAAGUAAUCGUCAGAAAGACCAUGGGCGAUCCAUUCGGAGGAGGUCCUAUUGUGUUGGAUCUAGAUUUGAGCGACGACGAGGGCGGCACCGUGAUCCAAAAUCAAAAUGAAGAGGAGAAUGAGCUUUUGCAUCGUAUCAAUCGAACUGGACCGAGUGACGAUGCGGGGAGUCUGUUGAUUCUGCCUGGGCCCAGCUUUAGUAAUAAUAAUUAUACCCGACCAACUCUACCCGCCACAAAUAAUCGGAGUGCACCGCCAAGGCAGAACCAACCAACAUCACCGUCUUCUGCCGCAUUGCCUCCACGUCCCACUGCUCCCAGUCGCCCCCCACCAGAACCAGCCAAGAAGAGUGCAAUUUCCUCGACGAAACCAAGUAGUGCCUCCAAGCCCAGUAGUAGUAGCAGUCACAAGUCAAAGCCAUCUUCGGAUAAUAAUAAAGUCACUCCUGUGUGGUCUACGAAUGAUUUGAAACGCAAGGAUGAUAGUGACGACGAGGAAGAAGAGGACGAGAAAAAGGCACCUCUGCCCCAGAUUCCCACAACAACCACAACGAGAAGGACUGGAGGCCUCAAUAACUACCUGGGGGAUCGUCCCUCCCAUCCAACGUUUGGGCCAGCCUCGGUGGCCUCGGGAGUGGCUUCCUUGCCGCCCAGUCACGAGGUCAUCGAAGAAGACGACGAUGAAGACAGCGACGACGAAUGGAAACGAAAACGAUUUCAUAAACUCAACAAUAUACCCCCGGAUGAUGAAGAAGAAAAGAAAAAGAUUAAGCGAAUCAAUUCCGACGACGAUUCCAAAUUGCCAGCCAAACAGAGACCUUUGCCCAAUAAUAUCUCACGAGCACCACCAAAGCCAAAUAAUAAUAAUGGCAUGGUCGAUGAUAAGGCUGCUGCCCGGAAGAAUAUCAAUGGUGAUAACAAUAAUAAUAAUAGGAUGGAGACCAUCAUGCAUUCGGAUCCACCCACAGAUGGAGGUGACCCUAAUUAUACCACGGAUGAAACUCGAACUGAUGAAGAUUCCUUUAAUUCCGACCAGCCAGCAUUGAUCAUGCCGCCAGAGGCAAAACCUAAACCAUCUGCCACACUGCAAGAACGGCCGCCCAUGGAACAGAAACAAAUGGCACCUCCACUGAUGAUGAAAGAGACAAAGGAACCACAAGAACAACCAAUGGCAACGAGAAAUGAACCGCCCAAGGAAAAUACGGGCAUGAUGGCCGAUGCAGCAGUGGCUUCGGCGGUGGCAGCAGCUUCCAGCGACCCCGAUCCUCAAGAAACUAGUGGAGCACAACAGGAACCGCCUUCGUCUCCCAAACCCAAGGAACCAGAGCCGGCCCGUGAUGAUUACUUGAUCCAAAUGAUUCGGAGACAAUCAGCAGUCCGAGAGAGCCAAGAACCAAAACCUGUUUCCAACAUCAUCAACAACAGCAUCAACCACGGAAAUACAAAUAUUCGUGCUUCGACAAACAUGCGAGAAUCUACCAAUGAAGACUUUACUGUGCUAGUGCUCCCCGACCAAGAUGGGGGCUCGAUCAUUGCGGGAGCAACGCCACCUGUGGUGUAUCGGAAACCAUCGCAACCACAACGACCUAAACCACAGGAAACUGCUCGGAAAGAAGUCGAGCCACCUCCACCCGAAGCGGCUCGGAAAACCGCAGCGGCGGCUGGAGCUGCUCCCGUCAACUAUCGAAACAAGAUGCACGCACGUAGAAAUUCGGCAACGGCACCACCGGCGGUCGCCGCAGCGGUUGCCGCACCACCAAAGCAGCAGCAAAACACUGCCACACACAUGGAGAUUAUCAUCAUGUUUAGAAAGAGCGGAAAGAGCAACCCACUGAAAGUGGCAGUCGACGAUACAGUUCGAAAUGUAAAGGAAAGCAUUGAACAGAAAAGUGGGAUACCCGCAGAACAUUUGGAGCUGAUUUUCGAAGGUGUAGAGCUGGAAGAUCGUCGCCCUUUGGCAUACUACAACAUCCAACCGAGGUCCACUGUUCACCUCACCGCUCGACCACCUCCCGAGCCCAAGAAUGCCGUGGCAGCAGUUCAGAGCGAACAACCGCAACAAAGUACUCAACCAAGUACUCAGAUACCAGUAUCCGUGAGACUACCAAAUGGAAACGCUUUAUCUCUGUCCAUUGCUUCUCUCGACAAAGUACAACAGCUAAAAACCAUGAUCCAACAAAAGGAGGGGGUUCCGGUGGAACAGCAGCGGCUCAUUUGGAAUGGACAAGAGCUUGAAGACGAGCGCACUGUGUUGGGGUACAAUAUCCCAGCAGGCGCUGUCGUCUACCUGAGCGUCCGUCGGCAACCACCAGAAUCUCAGAGGAGGAGUCAGGAGCCGCAGAGGAGGAGAAGUCAGGAGCCGAGGCAAGAAAUUGUGAGUACCCCGCAAGUCAACGAUCAACAGCAUGUUACUGUUACAGUUACCAAGCCCACACCCGACUCAAAGGUGGGCAUUGCCAUCAAGCGACACGACGAUCUUGGCUUUUUGAUUGAUUCCAUUUCAUCCACCAGUUUGUUUGCCCGUACUGGCUUGGAAUCUGGAAUGAGAAUUCUUAGCAUCAAUGGAAGGCCGAUCAAUCUCAACAUGCCAUCCAAAGAAGUCCUUUCACUCCUCAAAACCGCGCCAUCUCGAGUGACCCUUGUAGCUGAGAGGUUCAACACGCAAACAAAUCCGGCCCAACCAACUCUGGACCCAGAGCAGCACCAUGUCGCUCCGCCACGAGCUGGGCCAGAGCCAAUGGAGCAACGAGUCAGGCCAAUGGAAGACAAUGUCGGGGUGAAACCAAGGACUGCCCCUGCACCAGCACCAGAGCCACCAAAGCCAAGGACACCAUUGGACGACGUCGUUGACUGGUUUCGAACUAACGAGCUACCAACAAAUUCCGUUGUCUAUCUGGACAAGUCAGCAGAGUAUGCCUUUUCUAAACUGACAGGUGUGGCGAUGAUACAAAAGUCGGAAUUGACGAGAGAUGAAAAGCUAACAUUCCUGGGGCAAUGCAUGGAUUCGUUACGACGUCAGAACCCCAACACAAGAAAUAUGGACGAGAAGAGUGCACGGCACAUAUUGGAGUUCCACAAGAAAGUGCUGAGGUUAGUUGACAACCCAAAUGUAGCACUCCCAAAACCUCCAGUGCAUCCGAAAACCCCUGCUCCUCCUUCCGACCCUACGCCCGCAGAUCCACCCAAGGCUGGCUGCUGCAUCAUCUUGUAGAUUAGACUAUUGUUCGUAAGAGACUUUUAUUUUC
Seminavis robusta is the source of this 3258-nucleotide messenger RNA. Lineage: Eukaryota; Bacillariophyta; Bacillariophyceae; Naviculales; Naviculaceae. The record is from the annotation of a GenBank genome assembly.